AUGGUUGCCUUUGGGAAAAAGUUGAAAGAAAGACAAAUUCAAGAAUGGCAAGGAUAUUACAUUAACUACAAAUUAAUGAAGAAACGAGUAAAGUACUAUGCUCAACAAAUUCAACUUGGAACACAAGAUCGCCGGCACGUGCUCAAGGAUUUCUCAAGAAUGCUGGAUAUUCAGGUAUGUUCUCGUUGUGGAUUUAGUGUUAACAUUUGUUUCAAGCACUUCCUUGCUACAAUUCAGAUUGAGAAGAUUGUCCUUUUCCUCUUGGAACAACAAGGGAUUUUAGCAAGCAGAAUAGCAAAGCUUGGAGAACAGCAUGGUGCUAUUCAGCAGGAGCCUCACAUAAGCAAAAUAUCAGAACUACGAGAAGCUUAUAGAGCAGUGGGACUAGAGCUACUAAAGCUUCUCAAUUUUGUAGAGAUGAAUGCUGUUGGUUUGCGCAAGAUAUUGAAAAAGUUUGACAAACGCUUUGGCUACAGAUUUACUGAUUACUAUGUUAAAACUCGCGCAAAUCAUCCUUACUCCCAGCUGCAACAAGUGUUCAAGCAUGUGGGAUUUGGAGCUGUUGUGGGAUCUUUAUCUCGCAACCUUCAUGACCUUCAGGACCGUCAAGGAAGCUACUUAUCAAUUUAUGAUCAACCUACUCUUCCCCUUCAGGAUCCUGUCAUUGAUUCAAUAAGAGCUGCUGUUGAUAGAUUAACCAACUCAACCAACUUCCUUAACUUUUUGGGGAUGCAUGCACUCAUUAUGCAAGAGGAGUUGCCUGCACCUGCUGAUGAGCCUAUUGAUGAUCAAAGAUACCAUUUUAUGUCUCUAUCCUUGAAUUUGGCAAACACUUUUUUGUAUAUGGUCAAUACAUAUAUUAUUGUCCCUACAGCAGAUGAUUACUCCAUGAGUCUUGGGGCUGCACCAACGGUUUGUGGUAUUGUGAUUGGGGCAAUGGCUGUGGCGCAGGUGUUUUCUUCAGUGUAUUUUAGUGCAUGGUCAAAUAAAUCAUACUUCAGACCUCUUGUAUUCAGUAGCAUUGUUCUUUUUCUCGGCAAUGCCAUGUAUGCUUUGGCAUACGAUUUUAAUUCUAUAUGGAUUCUCUUAAUUGGUCGUCUUUUAUGUGGAUUUGGUUCUGCCAGAGCUGUUAACCGGCGUUAUAUUAGUGAUUGUGUGCCUUUAAAAAUCCGCAUGCAAGCAUCAGCAGGUUUUGUUAGUGCCAGUGCUCUUGGGAUGGCCUGUGGUCCUGCAUUAGCUGGCUUACUGCAGAUCAAUUUUAAGAUUUUCAGGAUUACGUUUAAUCAAGACACCUUACCAGGGUGGGUUAUGACUAUUGCUUGGCUGAUAUAUCUUAUAUGGUUGUGGUUAACUUUUAAGGAACCUUCUCGUGACAUUGAAGACAAUCAAACACCACAUCCAUCUCAUGCUGCAGAUAACAGUGCACUUGAAAAAGGCCUAAAACAACCAUUGCUGAUUAGUUCAGUAGAUACGGUAGAUGAAGAUGCCGAUCAGGAUAAUGAUGAUAGUGAAGAAGCUCCAGAGGAUUCUCGUCUUCCAGCCACUUCAAUUGGAUCAGCUUAUAGACUCCUUACACCUUCUGUAAAGGUCCAGUUAUUGAUAUAUUUCAUGCUAAAAUAUGCAAUGGAGAUUUUACUAUCAGAAUCUAGUGUCAUCACAACAUACUACUUCAAGUGGUCAACAAGCACAGUUUCCAUUUUUCUUGCUUGCCUUGGCUUGACAGUUCUUCCCGUUAACAUUAUUGUUGGAAGUUAUAUAAGCAAUAUGUUUGAGGACAGGCAAAUUCUGUUGGCAUCAGAAAUAAUGGUUUUCAUAGGCAUACUUUUCAGCUUCCACAUAAUCUUUCCAUACUCUGAACCACAGUACAUUUGUUCAGGUCUUCUUAUGUUUGUUUCUGCUGAAGUACUUGAAGGUGUGAACUUGUCACUCCUGUCACGAGUUAUGUCAUCAAGGCUUUCUCGUGGAACAUAUAACGGAGGGCUCUUGUCUACAGAGGCAGGGACACUUGCACGAGUGAUUGCCGAUGCAACAAUUACAUUGGCUGGUUACAUGGGUGUGAGUAGGCUCCUUAAUAUCACGCUGCUUCCUUCGCUCUUCAUUUGCAUAGCUUCCAUCUUUGCAACCUGCUAUACCUACAAUUCUUUAUAUUGA
Abrus precatorius (Indian licorice) is the source of this 2151-nucleotide messenger RNA. RefSeq names its product SPX domain-containing membrane protein At4g22990-like. Gene Ontology annotation, biological process: transmembrane phosphate ion transport from cytosol to vacuole. Gene Ontology annotation, molecular function: transmembrane transporter activity. Gene Ontology annotation, cellular component: plant-type vacuole membrane. Lineage: Eukaryota; Viridiplantae; Streptophyta; Magnoliopsida; Fabales; Fabaceae. The transcript has 10 exons. The coding region runs from base 1 to 2151 and encodes 716 amino acids. The record is from RefSeq and is a predicted model, not a curated record.